AUGCAAAUCAACAUCAAGACCUUGUCAGGCGGUAUCAACAAGUUGGAUGUGGAAGAAACAGACAAGAUCACCUAUCUGAAACAACUCAUCCAAGAAAAAGUGGGUAUUGCUGUGCCACAACAAAGACUCGUCAUGAACGGAAAGAUUUUGCCUGAUGACAAGACUGUUAAAGAUGUUGGUCUUAAAGCCGGAGAUACUGUUCAAUUGAUUUUGCAAUUGAAGGGAGGUCGUUUUUAA
Naegleria lovaniensis is the source of this 237-nucleotide messenger RNA. RefSeq lists its product as uncharacterized. The record is from RefSeq and is a predicted model, not a curated record. Lineage: Eukaryota; Heterolobosea; Eutetramitea; Acrasida; Naegleriidae. The coding region runs from base 1 to 237 and encodes 78 amino acids. Gene Ontology annotation, biological process: modification-dependent protein catabolic process; protein neddylation; regulation of proteolysis. The transcript has a single exon. Gene Ontology annotation, cellular component: nucleus; cytoplasm. Gene Ontology annotation, molecular function: protein tag activity; ubiquitin protein ligase binding.